Messenger RNA from Rosa chinensis, 1884 nucleotides. RefSeq lists its product as uncharacterized. The record is from RefSeq and is a predicted model, not a curated record. NCBI's taxonomy places the organism in Eukaryota, Viridiplantae, Streptophyta, Magnoliopsida, Rosales, Rosaceae. The transcript has 10 exons. The coding region runs from base 465 to 1742 and encodes 425 amino acids.
UGGAUUAAACCCACAAGCCCAACAACUAGGCUUCAAGAUUGUUGCCAUAAAUUUAGAUUAGAUUCAUGGGAUUUCCCAAAAUCGGAAUUUAAAUCUUCAUGAAGAUGAAAGAUAGAGUAUAUGUACCUGUGAAGCAGGGAUUUCCAAAUCGGAUUGUGGGUUCACAGCGAUUUCCGGCGGCCGUUUAUGGGAGUAUUCAAUAGUUCAACUAAUCAAGCUCCAGUGCUUCAGAACAUAAAUGAUAGCAGGUUGAAUUCAAUUUGUAUUGUUCAAGAGGGGAAGCCACUUGGGAAGCUGCUUUUUAUCACUCAAGGUACCGCAGUGACCUACUCCGAUCUAAUGGUGAAUAACUCCUGAUGGGCAUUUAGAAUUGGUAAGGGUAUCACUCUCUUUGCAUCUGUUGCUGCAACUUUUGGACUAAAAUAUUGCUCGAGUCUGCUUGAGAACUGAUCUCAAAGGUGACCAUGAAGAAAAGAAAGGUUGGGAGACCACGCACUAUGUCUGAGUUUUUGACUUCAAGUGGAUCUAAUUCUUCAAACAGCAAUGGUUCCUCAUCGCAGCCAUCCUAUAGGUCUACUAAUCCACCUCCUACACCCCCACUGCCUCCACCCCCACCGCCUCCUUCUGCACCUUCUCCUCCAAUAUUACCUCUUCCAUCUCUAGAAGCUGAAGUACAAUCUGCUACCUUUAUUACUAGAGGUCACAAUAAAGGUAUCCCAGAGUGGAAUACUGGAGUUAAAAUCAAGAUUAUGUUUGAUUCUAACUUCCAACCUGUUGGAGAAAGAGCUACACAGCUAAAGUCACAAUUGGGGCAAAUUGUACGCGAUGGCCAGAGGAUUCCACUAACAUUACUUGACUGGAAGGCUGUUGGACCUGAUGUGAAAGAGGGAAUAUGGAAAGAGGUUCAGCAAAAUUUGCUUGAUGUUCCAGAAGGAUAUAAACAUGUGUGUCUUAGAUGUUGCAAUACACUGUGGAAGGAUCACAAGAGCAAAACCAAAGUCAACUACUUUCAGAAAAACAGAGAUAAUCCAAAUCUAAGUUCUCUAGUUCCUCCACAUAUUGUAGCAGAGCAGUGGAGUGAGCUCAUUGCUUAUUGGAGUAGUGAAGAUGCAAAGCUUAUAGCAACACGAAAUUCUAUCAAUCGGGAGCAGCGUGGACCGGUUCAUAGUACUGGUCGAAAACAUUUUGCCCAGCUGCGAUAUGAGAUGGAACAAAGUGGAGAACAAACUGAUAAGAUGAGUGUGUGGAAAAAAGCACGCAAUCAAUCAAAUGCAGAUGUUGCCCAAGUCAUUGAGGAAUAUGACAAGAAAUUGCUAAUGGAACCUGAGGACCAGCGAGAACUUAGGGCUGUAAAAGAUCGAAUAUUCCAUGAAUUGCUUGGGGAAGAUGGUCAUGGUUAUUGUCGUACCUAUGGUUCUACUGUGCCUCGCAGUUUGGUGUAUCCACAGGAAUCAAUGCCUUCUCAUAACACCAAUGACCUCAUACAGAAAAUAACUGAAGAGGUUACAGAGAAAGUGAAAGAGGCUUUCACAAGGAAGAUGCAGGACCAAUUAGAUAUGCUUCAAGCUAGGAUUAACUUUUUAGAGAGCAAUGAGGGGCAAAACAGAAAUCGAUGUAGACAGGUUCAAGAUGCAACUAGUGGCCAUGAAGUUAGAAGGGAGUCCAUAGGAGAAGGAGUUCAUCCACAUUCAACUAGUAAUCAAGAAAUUGAUCAUGCUCCAGUACUCACCAAGCCCCUCUAGUUAAUGAUAACUAGUAUUGUGGUCAAGGAUGCUUUUGAACAAUAUUAAGUUUGGCAAUGUUUCCUUUCAGUUAUCAAGUAUGGUAGGACCUUAUAAUUAUGAAAUGUGGUUGGUUUGGUUUGUACUUGGUAAUGAAGCAUAA